Molecule: messenger RNA, 2775 nt
Organism: Pocillopora damicornis (cauliflower coral)
Lineage: Eukaryota; Metazoa; Cnidaria; Anthozoa; Scleractinia; Pocilloporidae
Product: hsp70/Hsp90 co-chaperone CNS1 homolog
Biological process (GO): protein folding
Cellular component (GO): nucleus; cytosol
Molecular function (GO): Hsp90 protein binding; Hsp70 protein binding
Source: RefSeq, a predicted model, not a curated record
UCUUUCUCGAGUUCCCAACAUGGCAGACAAAACAGUAACAGCGACAAAGACAGCCGCUGAACUCGACGAGGAAAUCGAUGAAUUCAUGAAAGAGAGGUCCAGUGGUAAAAAGCGUGUCAUCACUUUCACAGAAGAAAAUUGGGAAGAGGAAUUUGAGAAAACACCUGCUUUUAUGACAAAAACUCCUACACAGGAAGAAAUAGAUAACAACCCAGCCUUAGCAGCCCUUCAAGCUAUGAAAUAUGAAGACGAAGACCCUGUAGCAAGAGCAGAAGCAUACAAAGAAGAUGGUAACUAUGAGUACAACAGAAAAAAAUUCAAGGAAGCGAUUGCUGCAUAUACUGAGGGAAUCAAGGUGAAAUGUGAUGAUGCUCAUCUCAAUGCCAUCCUCUACACAAACAGAGCAACAGCACAAAUAUGUCUGGGAAAUAAUCGUAGUGCCCUUAAUGAUGCCACAGCUGCGAAGAAGCUAGAACCAACUUACAUGAAGGCUUUAAUUAGGGGUGCCACUGCUUGCGUGGAGCUUCAAAAAUUUGAAGAUGCUGUAAAAUGGUGUGAUGAGGGAUUAGCUAUUGAAGCUCAAAACCAAAGGCUUUUGGAUUUAAGGAAAAAGGCUGUUGCAGAACAGAAAAGGGUGCUGAGAGAUCAACGAAAAGCAGUGUUAAAGGAAAAGAAAGAAAGAUCUGUGGCAGAGGCUUUGAAAUCAGCAGUUAAGGCCCGAGGAGUCACUUUGGAGCAUGAGGAUGACCUGUUGAGGCCCAUGACCGAUGGGGGACUGGACAUCAAGGUCUCUUUGGACAGUAGUGGUGUACUUCACUGGCCAGUCAUGUUUGUUUAUCCUGAGUUUGAAGAGACCGACCUGAUAUCUUCAUUUAAUGAGAAUGACAGAAUGGCAGAUCAUCUGUGUGCCAUGUUUGACCAAGAAUCUCCUCCCUGGGACAAAGAAAGGAAGUACACUCUCGCAAAUAUCGAGGUUUAUUUUGAGGACUCGGUCAGAGAAAAACUUUGUUUGGUGAAAAAUAGUAGCUGUCUGAAAGAUAUACUAUCGGACUCGAGGUUUGUGGUAAAACAGAGAACACCGUCGUUUAUUAUCCUAAGUAAAGAGUCUUCAUUCCGGACAACUUUCCUCCAGCGAUGUCAAGUUGAGCGAUAACACGUGCAUUCGGUACAACGUCGGGUCUACGUCCGUAGCACCUCAAGGUACUUCGAGGAGAUGCCGAAGGGUCUCCGAUUCAAGUUUUCGAGUGAAAGAACAAUGCGGAGAUUUGAGACCAUUCCCACAGUAAAAUGUCGUCUUUAAACAUUGUAUUGACUUAUUCUAUGUUGGCGUGCUAAUCACACGUGAAAAAUAUAGACAGUAAGUAAACGCAAUGCAUUUUUUUUCAUACGUUAGGAUAGUAAUUGUCCAAAGAAAGAUCUUAUAUACAGAACGGACUUUUCUAAAGGACCUUGCUUUAAGCUGGUGACCGAAACAUUUCAGUACCUCAUCGUAAAAGAGAAGAUAUUGUAAAUUUAAUUUAGUAUAGAUUAGAAAUGUAAAGAUUUCGAAAUGUUCAAACAUCGUAAUGAAAGGCGCGCGCAAACCUCUUUAUUUUGGGCGAGAAAAACACAACAGAAGUCAACACGAUGGAACGAGUUUUCGAAAAUGGCAGUGGUAAAUACAAGAUUGCGACAAUUUUGCAGGAGUACAAGUUUUCUCUGGACAAAGCUCAAUUCUUUCAAUCAACAAUAACUGUACAGACUUAUAAUUGCUCAUAGCCUUCACAGUGAAACUUCACGAGGUAUUUAUUUUCUUAGCAAUUCGCUGGAAACUUGAAGUCAAAAUUCGUACUCGCAGUCAAACUUGUCCUAGAAUUUAAAGAUCUCUCUUAUCGGAGAAUGGAUUCAUAUCUGCACCUGGCCAAACUAGUUUAUCCGACUUGCAAUUGUUGAAUGUAAACAGCGGUUGACCAAUCUGAAAAAAGUGUAAGAUAACCAAUUAAAAUUGCCUUUGUUGCGCAGAUAUAAACUUGCUGUGAAGUUUACAGUACAGCCUAGAAAUUUUGCACGCGCGAGGAAUUCUUUUUGCUUCCGCAAGCGGAAAUUCAUCUUGCUGUGAACUGUCGGUUACUUGAGAUUGAGUCCUUGAAGCUGCACAAACUUUUCUCCGUUUGCUUAGGUAAUAACACAAUAAUUUGUUGCGGUAGAGUUGAAGGGCAAGAUCUUCAUUUUAGUUCUUUGGGCCGACGCUGAAAGAUUGGGUAGGUCGGUUACAACUACAAACUUAGUGAGAGAAAAUUAUUUUUAGUUGUUCAAGCAGGGUAGUCUAUGUAAAGACAUUGUUCGUUCUUACCUGCUAGUGCUGUGCGACGUUCGACCAACGCAUUCGAAGCGUUGUUGAACGACAUACCUUGCCCUACCUUGAGUAAGAUCUAUUUUCAAGCCAAAUCUAUGACGAUUAUUAUCUUCUAAAUAGGGCUUGGAUAUAGGAGACUUUAAAAUUUGAUUGAUUUCAUGCACGCUUUGAAUAUUUCCUUCGUUAAACUGAGAGAUUCAUGUAUUUAAGAAUUUAAAGCUGUAAUCUGUGUCUAAUUUCUCUAAGCUAUGCGGCGCUCGUGAAAGUUGUGAACAUCACAUACUUGAUCUCAAAAAACACUCGUACACUUUUCAUGCAUGGAUAACUAGAAGUGAUUUCGUUUCGAAGAAUAAACAAACGCAGGUGAUAGCUCAAUUCAUUUCCAUGUACGAGAUGUACUAAAAAUCCAAUAAAUACUUAAGGACAAUUGUGGUUAAUCA